Penicillium antarcticum is the source of this 3183-nucleotide messenger RNA. Its product is annotated as FUSC family protein. The coding region runs from base 1 to 3183 and encodes 1060 amino acids. Lineage: Eukaryota; Fungi; Ascomycota; Eurotiomycetes; Eurotiales; Aspergillaceae. The transcript has 4 exons. The record is from RefSeq and is a predicted model, not a curated record.
AUGCACUCACAUUCUCUCCCGUGUGGAAUCUUCAAGACCCGCUUACAUCCGCCGAAGCUGCGCCAGGCGACCUUUGUGCUCCCAAAAACAGGCCAGCGCCUCAGAGGCCUCGUGAACCUCCGCAAUUCCACGCCAACCGACGAACACGAUGAACGGCGCGGACUCCUCACGAACGAGAUUCAGACACACUACGAUGGGUACAUCCCAAGGAUCUCGCGUUACAUGCACGAUAAAUGGGAUCAGGCGAACCAAUUUUGGAGGUCAGAGCUGGGGAUUGGAGUGCUCAAGUACAGUCUCGCAUAUUUCAUCGGUUCUCUUGCAACGUUCAUCCCUGCAGUCUCAGCGUUGCUUGGACACCAAGAUGGGAAACAUAUGGUGGCUACGGUCACUGUAUAUUUUCACCCGGCCAGGUCCCAGGGUGGCAUGUUCAAGGCCUUGAUCUGCGCGUUCCUGGCGUUCUGCUAUUCCUCCGUACUGACCAUCACGAGUAUGUUCGUGGAAAUGUUUUUCCAAGAUACACUUCACCGGCCUGUCCUUGGCCAUGCUGUGGUUCUGAUUGUUUUCUGCGGUGGUGGACUAGGUUUCGUCGGCUGGACCAAGCAACGGCUCGGUGAUCCUUUGGUGAAUGUUGCUUGCUCACUCACUGCGCUUUCAACAAUUACUGUUUUGACUAAAGAGGGCGCCGUGCAAAGCGGUGAUCUUUCUCUUGCGAAGAUCUUCCAGGUCCUAAAGAUGGUCCUGAUGGGCGUGGUAGCUGUCAUGGCUGUGUCUUACUUCAUCUUCCCCAUUUCAGCGCGAAGGAAGCUGCGCGCGAACCUCGUCACUGUAACUGAUACGUUGGCCAUCAUGCUGGCUAUCAUUACGGAGAGCUUCUUAAGCGGUUCUGAGGAAGAGCUUAAAUCGGCCGAGUUUGUCGAUGCAGAAGCUAGACACCGGAAGGCCUACGGACAGCUUGACAAGCUUGUCCGAGAAGCUAAACUGGAGCAUUAUGUCUUUGGCACCGAGAAAGAGUACAGACUUGAGAAAAAGCUCGUACGCUGGGUGCAAGAUAUCACACACAAUAUGGGAGGGUUGCGCAAUGCAGCGUCCCUCCAGUUCAGUUUGAUCCGCGAAACCAUUGCCCGUGAGUCUAGCUCCGUGGAUGAUCAACAGGUUAGCUCGGCCCGUGACUACUUCACGCCAAUUGAGCGAUCGUGGUCAUUCCCUGACGGGUCGUUCUUGGAGCCUAUCGUUGAGCGACCAGAGGAGGAAUUGUCUCCCAGCGGCUCCACGUGUUCUCGUCAAGGUGAAAGCGCCCAGGCGACACCCAGGCCAUCACUACUCCCAGCGGAUGUUUUUACAAUUUUCAUCUCGCACUUGGGACCAUCGAUGCGAUCGUUGGCAUUUACAUUGAAAGAAAUAUUCAAGGAGAUCCCAUUCGGGCCUGCUCCGAACUACAAGGUCUCGGUGAAUGGGCGGCUGCGGAUCAGCCUUGAUCGAGCUUUAGAGCUCUACAAAGAUUCACGCCAAAGGACACUCGAAUCUCUAUACCAGCAGAAAGAAACGAUGAACAUGAAGACCCACGAAGCGGAGGCUGACCUUGAGGAAGUCUCAGCAAGUUGCGGUCAUUUCAGCUUUUCCCUCCUUGAAUUUGGAGAACAGCUCCAAGAGAUGCUGGCUAUCUUGGAUGAGCUGCAGCUCGAAGUUGAGGAGCGGCCUCAUGGACGGUCCUGGUCCUGGCUUAAAAUCUGGCAAUGGUCAAAAAGCACAAAGGCCGCCAAAAUAGGUGCUUUUGGUGCUGGUGAGCCUACGCAACACGCCAUAAGCUCUUUGAACAUUAAAUUGACCCUCGCAGAACAGGAUUCCAUUGCCCAUACAAAUAAUCAUAUCAACCACCGUCGUCAUGCAUCCGACGGACUGAUCCCACACGACAGAGUGCCUAUUAACAUUCAGGCCCACAAAGCACCCUCUUCAGGAGAAACAACGAAACAAAGACUCGGCUACCGCAUAUGGAAAGCCCUUGGUUUUAUCCGAAGAGAUGACACAAAGUACGCGAUCAAGGUCGGAGCAGGAGCAGCUCUUUACGCCUUACCAGCGUUUUUACCCUCAACUCGUCCUUUCUAUACACACUGGCGAGGAGAGUGGGGUUUGCUGUCCUACAUGUUGGUUUGCUCAAUGACAAUCGGUGCUUCGAAUACGACGGGCUAUGCUCGUUUUCUCGGUACCUGCCUGGGGGCAGUCUGUGCUAUCGUAGCAUGGGAGGUAACGUCAGGAAACGUAUUUGGCCUUGCAUUUCUAGGAUGGCUUAUGGCUAUCUGGACUGGAUAUAUCACCAUUGUUCGAGGCAAUGGUCCGAUGGGCCGGUUCAUCAUGCUCACCUACAACCUUUCCGUGCUAUAUGGCUACUCUCUUGCCCAAAAGGAAGCAAACAAUGAUGAAGAUGAGGGCGGUGUGAACCCCAUUAUGAGUGAAAUCGCCCUUCAUCGUGUUGUUGCUGUCCUGUCAGGCUGCAUUUGGGGAAUCAUCAUAACUCGCAUGAUCUGGCCCAUUAGCGCAAGGCAUAGACUGAAGGAAAGCCUGAGUCUUCUAUGGCUGCACCUGAGUCUCGUUUGGAAGCGGGAUCCCCUUUCAACCAUGGCUCAAGAGGGGAAGAAUGUUGUUUAUAUGACUCCGCGAGAGAAGCUCGAGAUCGAGCGAUUCUUAGCCCGCUUGGAAUCUCUUCAAGGUGCAGCUGGUUCCGAGUUUGAGCUGAAAAGUGCAUUCCCCGAAGCUUCGUAUGCCAACAUCGUUCGCCGCACCCGCAUAAUGGUGAACUCAUUCCAUACCAUGAACAUUGAGUUGAUGAAGAAUGAUCCUGCUACUGAAGGCGAGAUCAGUCUUCUUCGAUACACCGCAGCAGAGCGACAGCAGCUCUCUGCUCGCAUCAGUCAUCUAUUAUCAGUCAUGGCUUCAUCGAUGAAGCUUGAAUACCCCUUGAGCGAUGUGCUUCCUAGCAUUGAACAUGCCCGUGACCGGUUGCUAGCUCGCAUCUAUCGCUAUCGUCUGGACUAUGAAGUAUCGCAGCAGACCACAGAUGAAGACUGUUCUUUGCUCUAUGCCUACAUCCUUGUGACUGGCCAACUGUCAAACGAGAUCAUGGAGAUCAUUGCGGAGAUCGGACAACUCUUUGGUGUAUUGAGUGAAGACGUAGUGCAGCUAGCUUGA